This is a messenger RNA of Durio zibethinus, 1554 nucleotides long. RefSeq names its product dof zinc finger protein DOF5.1. Gene Ontology annotation, molecular function: DNA binding; DNA-binding transcription factor activity. Lineage: Eukaryota; Viridiplantae; Streptophyta; Magnoliopsida; Malvales; Malvaceae. Gene Ontology annotation, biological process: regulation of DNA-templated transcription. The record is from RefSeq and is a predicted model, not a curated record.
UCUUUCUUUCUUUCUCUUUUCCUUUUCUUUCUUUCUCUAACACUCUCUCUUUGUUUGAUGUGAUUCUCCACUACAAUUAUCCCCCAAAAAACGCAACAAACUUUUACAAAAGGAAAAGAAAGAUCAAGAAAUCAUGGUUUUUACCUCCAUCCCAGCUUAUCUUGAUCCAGCCAACUGGCAACAACAUCCAAAUCAUCAAGCUGGUCCUAGUAGCAGUGCAAGCCACCAUCAGCUUCCUCCUCCACCACAACCACCUCAACUACCACAUGGAGGAGGUGCAGCUGGCUCGAUCCGGCCCGGUUCAAUGGCUGAUCGAGCUCGUUUGGCCAACAUACCGAUGUCAGAAGCAGCAUUAAAAUGCCCUAGAUGCGAAUCAACAAACACAAAGUUUUGCUACUUCAACAACUACAGUCUCACACAACCUCGUCACUUUUGCAAAACUUGUAGAAGGUACUGGACUAGAGGAGGUGCCCUAAGAAAUGUUCCAGUUGGAGGUGGCUGCCGUAGGAACAAACGAAGCAAAGGAAGUAGCUCGAAAUCUCCGGUCAGCGGUGACCGACAAACAGCUUCUGGUUCCUCAAGUGCAAUUUCUUCAAACAGUACUGGAAGAACUGAUAUUUUAGGCCUUGGACCUCAGAUUCCUCCACUGAGGUUCAUGGCUCCUUUUCAUCAUCUUACUGAAUCUGGUGCUAGUGAUAUUGGGUUGAAUUAUGGGACAAUUUCAGCUCCACUUGGAGGAACUAAUGACCUAGGUUUUCAAAUAGGAAGUGCUUUAGCUAGUGGAGCUGGCGGGGUUGGGGGUGGUGCUGCUGCUCCUGGUACUUCUCUUUUGACUAUGAACGGUUUGGAUCAAUGGCGGCUACAUCAAGCGCAGCAGUUUUCCUUCCUAGGAGGCUUGGAAUCUUCUUCUGGCUUGUACCAAUUUGGCAGUGUAGGUGUUGAGCCAUCGGGUUAUGGAGCUGGUCAUCAGGUUCGGCCUAAGAUAUCAAGCUUAAUAGCAACCCAGAUGGCUUCAGUGAAAAUGGAAGAUAAUAAUAAUCAGCAGGAACUGAAUUUGUCGAGGCAAUUUUUGGGGGUUCCAGGAAAUGAUCAGUACUGGGGUGGAACUGCAUGGACAGAUAUUUCCAGUUUCAGCUCUUCAUCCACUAGCAAUCCAUUAUAGAUUUGGUUCUCUCUCUCUCUCUCUGUCUCUCUUGUUUCAAGUGCUGAAGCUUCGGUUUUUUUGUCAGUACAGUAGCUUCAAUUAAAGAAAAAUUAACUAUGAAGACAAAGUUACUUUCCAACUCCAUAUGGCAUCAAUGAUCAAACCUCCAGACACCUUAUCCAAGAAGGAUCCUCGAGUACUUGGUUCCAUAAAAAUCGAGUAAAACCCUAGUAUUGGUAGCCUUUGUUUUAGUAGAAUUGGUAGAUUUCAAUUCAUGAGUAUGUUUUCCAUAGUAAGUGCAUGUAUCAGUUUAUAGAGCUUGUAAUAGGCAUAUACCUACUGAUGAUAUGCAUUGCGCAAAAUAUAUCUGUUUAAAUCCUAUAAUUUGACAAUUAAUGCCUCUUGAUAAU